CAAAUUGAUUGUGAUGGUGUCUCCCGAAAUACACAGUUGCUGUGCAGUUUGCUCAGCGGUCGUCAUGAUGUAGAGCACGGAAUAACGUUUUCAUGGACCUGCUUGGAAAAGUGGGAAAUUUCACCAUGUUGACAUAGACAAUCCAGGUAAUGAUGAACGAGACUGGGUUCCGGAGGACCCUCCCUGACCAGUUAUCAGGGAGUGGGCACACCUUUGGCACGCCACGUCAGACCAGCAUCACCAACCCCAUCCUGUCAAAGCGGGUCUGCUUCUACAAAAGUGGAGACCCUCAGUUUAAUGGUCUACGUAUGGUCAUCAAUAACCGUACUUUUAAAACCUUUGAUGCACUCUUGGACAGUUUGUCUAAAAAGGUUCCACUGCCAUUUGGAGUGAGAAACAUUACCACCCCUCGGGGGGUCCAUGCAAUCUGUAACUUGGACGAACUAGAGGAUGGGAAGUCCUACAUCUGUUCUGACAGCCGAAAGGUGAAACCAAUCAAUCUAGCAGUGGCCAGGAAGAAGCUGCCUCCUUGGUACCACGCUCGGCCUGUUAGUUCUCGCCGAAGGACAGUCCAAAAGGCCAGGUUUUUCCCCGGACACAGCAUCCGCAGACAGGAGCCACUGGUUAUGCGAACUCCAAAGAAGCUACUGGUCUUUUGCAAUGGUGACCCCUCCAUCAAACGCAGUGUGGUGCUUCACAAGAGGACUACACCUACAUUUGAGUCUAUCCUGGGAUAUAUUUCAGAGCUGAUGCAGUUCCCUGUGGUGAAAUUACACACUCCUGAUGGAAGACGUGUGGAUGGUCUCCCUGGCUUGAUAAUGUGCUCUGGGACUGUAGUGGCUGUAGGCAGGGAGCCUUUCAAGCCUUCAAACUAUACUGCAAAGAAAUCAGCAUCUCCAACAUCUCCAACACAACUGCCAAGCAAGCGGAUGGGUGGUAGAAGACUGAAGGCUGUAAACCGCAAAAAGAAAACUCCAUCAAACACUUCUAAGUCAAGGAUUUUCUCUCCCUCAUCAGAGAGGUACAUCGUGAGUCAGAUUCAGAACUCCAUUACAGAGAGUUUGUGCAACCCCACAAACUCAGUAGAGUUGGAGUCAAGCCGCAUACUGGAUUCAGGUGGAGAGACGGAGAUGGAGACCUGCCUCGGCAAUGGAGCUGAAGGGCAGGACUGUGCAUUGCCCACAGAUGAUGAUAUUGAGAAGUCCUUUCGGGUGAAUCAAGACGGGAGCAUGACAGUAGAGAUGAGGGUCCGGCUGACAAUUAAAGAAGAGGAGACUGUCCAUUGGACUACCACCCUGACCCGCUCCACUGUAGCCAAUCAGCUUACUUUUUUACCAGACCUUGAACAAGAAGAGGAAAUCUGCUCAGCAAAAUCAAACCCUAAAGACUUACACACUCCCUCUACUGCCAUAGAAACCACCAAAAAGGAGGAUCCGACAUCACUGGGCAACGAAGCUUUCAGUCAGAACAGCUUUGAGGAGGAUAAAAUCCAAGUGCAUACAGAUGAAGUGUCGACUCAGACGACACCAACCCCAGGACAAAUGCACAUUAAAGAAAAGCAAACCUCUGUGGAGAGCAUCACAUCAGUGACAGCAGACGGGAUUCAGGAAGGUAUGGUUGGUUCUUACUCCUACAGAGAACAGAUAGAAAAUGUAGCCAUGACAGAGCAGUACUGCAUGGUCAAGCAGAGUAGCACUAGACCAGUGCCCAAACCUAGAAGACUUGGCUCUGUGGAUGCAAAUAGUAGACAAAUUUCUACUUUCAAAUCAGCUGAGAUCCUACAGAUUGAAUCCAGUGAGGAGGAGGUCACUGAGACGGUCAUGCAUAUCUAUGAGCAGCAGACCUGCCAGGACAAUUUCCUUGCGAAUUUUUAUACACAGGGUAUGUCUGCAUCUGCAAUUACUGUUUGCAGGCCAGCUACUUCAGACACAGGACAUCUGUCAUCUAGUAGUGAGUUUGAACCUGAACCCUUGAGACCCUCAACAGCCUCUGAGUCUAUUAGUAUCUGGCAGGCUGAAAGCAUGUCCCUAACAUCAGAUUUAACCUUGCCAUCAUUAAAAAGAGGUGCAAUUCAGGCAACAAAUGCUCACCAACAAUCCCAAAAGCUGACAAAAAGCAAAGGCAAUCCCAAACAAAGAGAGGUCAAUAACAGUAAGCGGGUUUCUGCAAAACCCAAAGUGACCAACAAACGAAUACCUGAAAAAAGGCAAAAAGAAAAUUCUGGAGAGGCAACUGAGAAGCGAAAGAAAGGGAAAACUUUCUCCAGUGCUGGGUUCAUCAAGAGAAUUUAUGGGACAUCAUCCAAAAACAUGAUGAAGCUUAAAAAGAGACAAGCACAAAAUAAGGAUGGAGGUGUUACAACAAAAAGCUUGCAGGUGUCAGAUGACACAAUCAUAAAAGACCCAGACAUCCCAACCGCACAAGAAAAUAUGAAAAAUGCUGUUUCUCUUGAAAAAGACAGACUGAGCGUUUCUCCUCCUGAAGUAAGCCAACUAAAGGGAACACUGAAACGGCAGACAUCAAUGCAUCAGGAAAAAAAGAGCCAAAAUGAUUGCAGUGAUCUCAGUGAAAGCAUGUCACUGCCUGCUUUUAACUCCUCCAGCUCUGUUACUAAUGAAUAUGUAGCAGAGUGGCUGGAGAAAGCCCAAGUAAAAUGCACUGUCAAUGGAGGAGAGGAAAGUAAACCAAAAGCAGUUGCUCAUGUAGACUCAGAGAGUGGCAGGUCAAAAGAUGAGCUCUGUGUGAUGAGUGUGGCAGAAGAAGAGACGUCCAAAAUGCAAACUGUGAAUACCAAGUCGCUGCCAGAGAAUGUGCUUACUAGUAGUGUAAAACAAAGAAUCCAAUGCUUCGAAAGCAAAUCAUCUGAUUCAUCAGUGAAGAAAGCUGCAGUAACUCAGCAAAUGGUUCAUAAAACCAAUCAGACCAUCACCACAGAUGCAGAGCACAGUUUAACUCAGAAAAACACAGAUGAAAUAAAACCCCUCUCCAAUGGCAUCAGUUAUGAAAUAAGUCCACUAUCUACUAACAUUCCAACAGAAACACCAUCAGACAUCGAGGUGGAAAGUAAAUCAAGACCAAUCAAAAUCCAAUUUCAGGAAGCAACACUUCUGAAUACACCUUCAAUGGAUCUGCCACCACCACCUCCACCUGAGAGCCUGGUAGAGUUAUCAGUCGCAGAAAAAUAUGGGAUGGAUUUAUCUUCAGUAGCCAGCAGCCCAUUAUAUAGGGUCUCAUCAGUGAGCAGUCAUAUGUCGGAAAUUCCACCAUUAUCUGUCACCCCUGCAUCUGACAAGGCCAUUUCACCUACCGACCACACAAUGGAAAUGACAACAUCGAUUGAGACUGACAAUCCUUCAACGCUGAAGGAAACACCAUUACCAAGAGUUCCAUCUGUUAAAAGGGUCCCGUUGGUCAGUAAUCUGUCUCUUGAAAGGAAAAUGUCUCUGAGGAGGGAGUCUGUGGAUAAAUACACUUUAUGUAGUGAUGUCCCAUCAUCCACUGACAUCAACAUAGUGGGCGAUAAUGUGUUGCUCAAUGGCAUUUGUUUAACAGAGAAACAGCAAACACCAGAAGAGACACACCAAUCAAGCAGCACCUUAGAUUUGAUGAGCAGUGAGUCGUGUUGUACAUCUGCAUCUCCUGCUAGUUUCACGUCAGAAGAGAGAGAGUCAUCUGCCAGUAUUUUAUCAAGUGAAGCUACAACACCAAGUAGCCUCCUGUGUAAAAAAACAAAGACUAUAAAAACAUUAUCCUCAACUCAGAAAGAAGCACCAUCUCCUAAACCCUUGGUGAAAAAUGUGAAACAGAUAAACAGUCCAUCUCCAGAAAGAAAACCCCAAAUGAAGAAAUUCUCCUCUGAAGUUUCUAAUACUGCUCCAAAAUCAUCUUUGUUACAUAAUCAUCCUUCUGAGAAAACUAUGUCACCAAAUGUUGGAAAGAGAAAAAUUGCCACACCACCUGCUAGUCCUGCCAGUGAAAGAAAGCAGAACCUUCAUAAAUCCAAACAGCAAAAGAUAACAUCUCCAUAUUCUCAAUCUCUUGACAUGGUGUCACCACCUGUGAAGCAGAGGUCAAAUAGACUCUCCAGAAACCUUUCCUCUGACAGUGCAUCAGAAGAAGCAAACCGAGCACAAAGAAAACCAUCACCUCAAAGAAUGCUUCACCAAACACCUCAACCAACACAAGGAAGAACAGAAAAAACACAAAAGAGUGACACUUUCAUGCCCCUCAAAAUUUCUCCAACACAUGAAAUCAUGGCAAAAAUGUCAGAUGAUCUUACAAAUGCACAUGAAGAGAAAUCUAUGAAAGAUAUGCAAAUAAUGUCAGAGCCAUUAAACAUUUCAAACCAGCUAAACAUGAAACCUGUACUUGAGAAGAUUUGCUCUUCAAUUAAGUCAAUUAGACAAUCGAACGAACGCCGAUCGUGUCUAGAAAGGUCCAACAGCUUACCUGACUUUUCCUCUCAUGUGGCCUCUAUAUUUGGCUCAUCAUCAAAAGCUCUUCUUGCUUUCUUAUCUAUCAUGAGCCUGAAGGACAACAUGCCCAAUCUAAACGUAGAUGUGCUGAAUGCAGAUAACGUAACCUGUGCUGAAGCUUUACAAAUGAUCGAUUCUCUCAGUGAAAUUGCCAGCAUUGAGGAUUCUUACAAGUUAAAAAACAGUUUGUCAAAUUUACAACAAUCUGCUUCGCAGCAGCUGCUGCAAAACUGGAGGGAUUUCCAGCAAUUUAGUAACAAAUGCGAAAGUAGCUGCUCUACCCCAAAUUAUGCAGAGCAAGGACUUUUAGGUAAGGUUGGUCAACAAAAAGUCACUGAAGAGAAUCAUAUUGAUGAAGUAAUAGAUAAUCUUGAUAUUCCAGAGGUACUUAAGGAAGAACUGGCUUCUCUUUCAAAGGCUGUCAGCAUGACCAAAAAAGAGGAUUCAGUGUUAAAUCAAUGUAAUUUCUCUUCUGAUGAUGCUUUUUAUGCUAGUGAUACAGCUCAGGAAGACAAAGCUAAUGUUGAUGUUGGCUCAACUGCGGUAAAAAAAUCCACAGACAUUAAACAAUCCAAAUUAGUCAGCGUCAAGGUAAAUCUUGCAAAAGGGCAGGACAUGUCAAGUGCCAAUAAGGUUGCAGAACAGAAUCAAAAUCAGCAUGUGCACAAGGAAAGUGAAUUAUCUGACCCUGAAAGUAACUCUGAGCAGGAAGGGCAACUAAGCGCUAACUGCUAUGUGGAGCUGAACAUAAGCAGGAACAAAAGCAGAUCAGGCCUAGAUAGUGAAAGUAAUCUGGUCAAGGAGGAGCAGCUAAAGGAUGGACGUAAGGACAUGAGUAACAAAGACGUUCAGUCUAAACCUGCAAAACCAUCUAAAUUAGAGACAAAACAGCCCAAUCAAACAGGUUGUAUGGGAUUAGAUAUGAGUGCUGAUGAAGAUGCUUCAGAUGUAGAUGAGGCACCUUCCUCAGAGGGAGAACAGCAAGAUGUUGAACCAAAGAGACUCAAGGUGAUUGUUGAGGAAAGUUUAUCUGAUGCUGAGAACGAGCAACAAGAUGUUGAACCUAAGCAGCUGAAGGUUAUAGUUAAGGAACAUUUGUCUAAUACUGAGAAAGAACUUCAAGAGGCUGAAUCAAAGAGACUUAAUGUUAUUGUUGAGGAAAGUUUGUCCGAUGCUGAGGAGGAGGAGGAAAGUAUAGAGGAGGAAGAACAUGUUUUGAAUACUAUUGAGGAGGAGGAGGAUCAAGAGGAACUAAUAGAGACAAAAGUUAAGUUAAGCUCAGAAGAUGAAAACAGUAAAACAAACAAUAACAGUCUCAGCAACAUAAUAGAUAGAACUAGCUUAAUAAAUUAUACUGAAUCUUGUAAUUUUGAUGCAGAAGGGGAUAGUGGGAAUGACCACAGCAGCUAUACUGACCAUGCAGACAUAGAGCAGCCAAAGACAGAUGAACAGUUCAGAAGCUCAACAGAACUGAGCAACUGUGAGAAAGAGCUCAACUCAGAUGACAAACAUGUUACAGACAGAUACAUAGAUGAGAGUACAGAAUAUCAGCAGGCAAAACUGUCAGGAAAUGAAAAAAUCAAACAUCACUCUGAAGAUAUUAUAUCACAUUCUGUUGCAGAGAGAGUAAGUCUUCUGGAAAAGCAAGUUGCUAAUACCCACAACAGGAGUUCAAACACCAGAAGUUCCUCACAGAGAAAUGUUCAUUUUGUUUCUGACGUUGAGGAUUCGUCCUCGGAGUCUCCCUCGCCCCAGUCAGAUCUCUGCGCCAGCUCAGCGCCUCAGUCAUCAUUAUCUUUCAGCUACGAUUCCAGUAAUGUUAUAACUACACAGCCAGAAGGCAACAGGGUCAAAUCCAUCAGGGAGAUGUUCCUGGCAAAGAGUGCCACCGAUGUUCAGCAAGGCCAAAUAUGUUAUCCGGGCCCAAAAACAUCAGAUCUUUGUGAUUUAAGAGCAGAAACCUCAGUUAGUGGUGGCUAUCAGUCUCAGACUUCAAGUGACUUGUCAAGUGGUGAAGAUGAUUCAUCCCGUAAAUCCAUCACUAAAGGUUUUGUGAGGAGAACAAUUGAAAGGCUUUAUGGCAAGAAAGACUCCCAUUCAGAUGUAGAUGAAAUAAGUGAAAGACCCCCAUCUGCACCCAAACAGAAAAAGAAAGAUCAUACAAGCAUUUUCUCUCCCUUCCAUACAGCCACUUGUAAAGCAAUGUCUGAGUUAUCUUAUUUUAAUUCCACUAAUGCACUGGACACCUUGACUGAAGCAAGACGAUGCCUUGCUUUUAAUGCCCAAGUCGGGCCUGGAGACAGUCUUACUGUCGAUGAAGGACGGUGGCUUCUCAGGGACAACACACUGAUUAGAAAGUCUGUUUCAGAUCCUGUUGGAAUAAAUAAAACCUUGUCGAACUCUCCGCAAAAGGAAGAACUGUGUGAGGACACAGAGGACAACUCUCCAUAUUCACUUUUCAAUACGAAGUCGGAUGAGGAAGAUAACAAAAAGUCAUUUUCAAGAAAGUGCACCUACUUUUCUUUGCCUCAUGGCAGUGACUCAGAUCCAUGUCAGGAUGAUUUAAGUAGUGUGAGCAAGAGCAGCAUGAACGGAGACACCCUGACAGAGACUAAGGACGACUCAGAAGACACGAAAACAUGGGCAGAAAGGAACGGUACACUGCCUGGUGUUAUUAGUGACUUUAAGAUGAUGGAUAACAAAGUACAUCCACUAGUUGAGGUUCCACCUGAUGGUGAGGUUGUAGUAGCGCAGCCUGUUAAAAAUCAAUCAGUUGUGAACAAAAGGUAUGAACCUGACAUGUUGGACUUUUUGUAUAAUUUUUGUGGUCAACACUGUCCCAUUCUGUAAAGUCACUAUGUCUAACUUUCAAAUAGAGAUCCCACACUCACAACAAAAGGACUUUUUUUGUUUAAAUAAAUGUACAUUGUUUGGGUUGUGUACAUUACUUUGACAUUGGUGCCUACACAUUUGAAUGUUGCCAUAGCUUUGGCAUAACAAGCAAUCACUCAUCAUUUGAGCUAACUGCUGAAUGUGGAACAAUGUGUCAUGGAGGCACGAGCCAAUAUGUAAACAUUUAUUCAUCCUGUAUGUAUAUUUUACCAUCUAAGUUCAGAGCUUGUGGUGCGAUUAGCCAGUUUAUGCUUGUUGUUCCUCAUAAAAAUAGCAGCUGUCUUUUUUUGUAACACCUUGAUGUUGUAUUUGCCAUGCACACUCCAGAGCAGCUCUUUCUUAUAGAUCGCCUGUCAACAGAGCUAGUACCCAGAGCAUUACUGUAAUCUUGUUUUAAAACUCUUAAAACAGAUCAAGUCCCCGCAGAUGUCAGGCAACAAGGCCAAUCCCCACCGCAAUGUUAACAAGUCAGUUCAUGGUUGCAGCUCUGGUUUGACCAAGAGCUGAGGUCAAUAGGGUGCUGUUACUAUUCUUAGUCACUGAAAAACUCUAAGUCAAACAGUUAUGUGCAUACUGUAGUUAAUGUCAGUUUAAUGCUUGACACAAGUUUUGUAACUUGGUUGUGUAAAGUGUAAAUUUUCAGUCUUCAAAAAGUAACCAUAGCUUAAGAUCUAUGUUAACUGUCUUUAUGAUGUAGUAUGAUGGAUUUUCUGGUUUACAAUGUGGCAGCUGUGACAACUUUGUCUUUUAAAUGUGUGAUAAUAAAAGUGUGUGUUUACAAAU
Sphaeramia orbicularis (orbiculate cardinalfish) is the source of this 8150-nucleotide messenger RNA. RefSeq names its product oxygen-regulated protein 1-like. The transcript has 4 exons. The coding region runs from base 150 to 7325 and encodes 2391 amino acids. Gene Ontology annotation, biological process: axoneme assembly; retina development in camera-type eye; intracellular signal transduction. Gene Ontology annotation, cellular component: axoneme. The record is from RefSeq and is a predicted model, not a curated record. NCBI's taxonomy places the organism in Eukaryota, Metazoa, Chordata, Actinopteri, Kurtiformes, Apogonidae.